Messenger RNA from Lobosporangium transversale, 3059 nucleotides. RefSeq lists its product as hypothetical. The record is from RefSeq and is a predicted model, not a curated record. Bases 1 to 3054 code for a protein of 1017 amino acids. Gene Ontology annotation, molecular function: protein binding. NCBI's taxonomy places the organism in Eukaryota, Fungi, Mortierellomycota, Mortierellomycetes, Mortierellales, Mortierellaceae. The transcript is spliced from 3 exons.
AUGAGAGACAUGAACGCGGUGGCAGGCAAUCCAUCUUGUCUCACCUCGACUACAUGUUCAUCUACAUGUACAACAGCAACAACAACAACAAUAACAGCUCUCAUUAGAGCCCAUCAUCAUUAUCAUCCUAUUGUUGUUCCAGUUGCUGCUGAUGGCGCUCCUGAUGGCGCUACUGCCGCUAUGAUUAAAAAUUCGACUAUGUUCACGAGCAACAAUCCUACCAAUAAUUCGACCACUAUUCCUACUAGUCCUACUAUUCCUACUCUUACUACAUGCACUACCACCAUUGCCAUUGAGUCUUCUAACGCGCAGCCAGCUGAUGCUUUGACAUCCGAUAAAUGGUCCAUUGUUGAACCAGACCCGGCUAUUCCUCGCGCCGAUCCAGAUCCUGCUGUACAAGUCAUAGCCACGGUUGCACCAUCCUCAUUAUCUCCCUCAUCAACAUCUAGUGUCGACAACAAUUAUAGUAAUGCAUCAACAAGUAGUAAAGUUACUCCCGACUGUAUUAUCACGGAAGAUCUUGAGCAUAUACAGCAAUCGGAGCAACAUCUAUUUUCAAAACGACUCUUUUGCUUUCCUCUCUCCACCAGAUCUACUUCCAGUUGUCGUGUCUAUCGCCGUGCUAGUCAAAAGAGCGAGAGCAGAUCUAAUUGCAACAACAACCGCAGCAACCGCAGCAGUAGCAAAGAACAAAAGUCCAAAACCACGCCCUCAGGCUCUAAAGCCUCCUCCUUCAUCAGAAUGAUCAAUUUAUCUAGAAACAAAAGUUUACCGGUCUCGACUAACAGUGACAAUGGCGCCAGCCCGAGGAAUGAAAACCAACGUGGCCGUCGUCAUCAAAGGUUCUACAGUAAUACCUUCUCCUUCCCCGUGACCCUUCAUCUGAACAGGACAUUGAGUGGCAAAAGCGACCGUGGCAACAUCAAUUCAUCAACCCUUGAUAAUAACGAUACCAGUGCUGAAUCUCAUUCCUCAUCCAUAUCCUCAGCAGCUGCCACAGCCCCAUGGACAUCGAUUGCACCCCUGAGCGCUGUCAUCUCUGCGAUCCACCGAGGUGAUUUCUUGGUCCUCUCUGACUCAAGGCUGGAUGCCUUGAUCCGGGCCUUGACGGGCAAGAACUCGACUGUGUUAGAGACCAUUAAUAUCAAAGGAACUACGAUUUCAGGAUCAGAUGCCCGAUUGUUGGCUCGCUUGGUCAAAUCCUCAGAUGCGGCCAAUAUCAAAAACUUAAAGCUGGACCAAAACUUGAUCAGCCAAGAUGGAUUCAAAUACUUGUGUGAGAGUUUCAAAUACAACAAGACAAUCACCACGCUGAGUUUCUCUCGUGCAGGGAUGAACGACAAGAUUAUAAAGUACAUUGCAAAGGCCGUUAGCAAGAGCGGAACUAUUAAAGAGUUGGAUCUGUCCAACAAUCGACUGACAGCUCAAGGGAUCGAGGUGCUUUGUGAGGCUUUAAUCUACAAUCGAUCAUUGACUAGACUUUGUCUACAAUCCAACAAUAUCAAGAAAGCGGGUGCACCACAUUUGGCAAAUCUACUGACCAAAAAUCGAGUUUUACGCCAUUUGAACGUUGGGUCGAAUGGAAUUGGAAGUGAAGGAUGUACUCUGAUUGCAAACGCAGUGCGGUUUAAUAGAGCAUUGACAUCUUUGAGUCUGGACAUGAAUGAGAUGGGAAGUCAAGGAGCCACAGCUCUGGCGACCGCAUUGGCUUCGAACAGGAACCUGAUGUAUCUGUAUAUCCCACACAACAACAUCGGUGACAGAGGCUUGGCCAUGAUCUGUGAGAGCCUGAAACGGAAUCAGGUUCUCAUAGGCUUGGACCUGGAGUUGAAUCAUAUUGGUCAUGGACAGAGUAUUGAAGGAAUGAAGGCUUUAGCUGAGGCGCUCAAGGUCAACAAGGCGCUUCGGGAGAUCAAUUUGUCAUUCAACUCGUUCCCUACACCAGCGAUCGAGGCAUUGAUGGAGGGACUGGCUGCCAACUCGACUUUAGAGAGCAUACUCUUCACGAAUUGCUCUAUUCCUACAGGCGGAGCCUUGGCGAUUGCUAAAAUCUUGCCCACCGCGAAAGGAUUACAAAACCUGGGUUUAACAGCCAAUACCGAGAUAUCGGUGGAGGGCUAUUGGGCUUUAGCCAACAGUUUGAAUCAAAAUCGAUCGAUGAAAGGGCUUCAACUAGAUUUCAAUUCAGAAGGUCGUCAUGCGUUGUAUAAUAUUAUUCAGCAUUCACUAACCAGGAAUUUCAUCUGGCAGAGAGCGAUCUAUUCAGCAGCAUGUCGGAUCUUGGUGUUUUCGAGGAUUGUGCUUUUGGGAAGACCUGUGAAUCAACGGAAUCUGUUAUCAUUGUCACACCAGCUUCAGAAACGCAACAAUAAUAAGAAUGGUGGUAAUGGUAGUGGAAGUAGGCCAUGGAAUUUGCUUUGGAAGGUUGGCCAACUGGGGAUAGCACCGUCUUCUGCUCCUUCGACCUCCACACAUACAUCAGAAGCGCAAUCCAAUAGUACAGAUGGCGAGGAGGUUGUGGACAGUGGCAAUGUUAUGGAUGAUUAUGGCGGGAUGAUUCAAAACCUUACACAAGAUAAUUUAGCUUUUCGACAGGCUUCUAAUUCAAGUAGCAGCAGUGGGGCAGCAUCUUAUUCUCAAAGGCCGGCUGGAACCCAUUUGGGGGUCACGCAGCAACGGCAAGGGCAGGAACAACAGGAGCAGUCCAUUAUGCCUAGUCCGUCCUCACUUCGACCUCCAUUUCCUUCAUCUCCAUCAACGACUGCGGCAUCGGCAAGGAUGAUGUUUUCCAACUACGACUAUAAUGUGCAUAAAAUGAUGGCGAACUUGUGCCAUAUGCCGUAUGAGGUGCUAGAAACCAUUUGCGUAUUUCUGGAUCCGGGUUGUAACAUGAGUGUGGAACAGAUUCGAACAACAUUGCAGACUGGAGGAGAUCGAUCGACCUUGAGAGCUUAUUACACUCGACCCAAGAUGAUGGAGAAAAUCUUUCAAAGUCGAUAUAUCCCGACGAUAGGAAUGCGAUAUAGUAUUAAGAAUAACGAUGAGCGACUUUGAUAAAG